Molecule: messenger RNA, 1692 nt
Organism: Cylindrotheca closterium
Lineage: Eukaryota; Bacillariophyta; Bacillariophyceae; Bacillariales; Bacillariaceae
Source: the annotation of a GenBank genome assembly
AUGGGUCGUACGAUGAAUCUCUCGAAGAACAAGAUUAGGGUUCUGGUGGUUGCACUGCUAGUUGUCAUUUUGGCGUUGGCUAAUUCCAUUGUCUCAGCAAAUACUGUGGAAUCGAAAUCACCGUUCAAAAUUAUUCUGGAUGGUGGCUCUACUGGUUCCCGUCUUCACGUAUUUGAAUUUGUCAAGAAGCGGAAUGGAGAGGAGAAAAUCAUUCGACGUGGCUCUAGUAAGGCCAAUGUUCCCAUUUCCUCCUUUGGUUCAAAAGCUAGUCCUUCCGAGGUGGCCGAACACAUGCUGCCACUCUUUGACUUUGCGGCAGGCGUCAUUCCACGAAAGUACCACGCGGCAACGGAAGUCAAAUACGCUGCCACGGCUGGCAUGAGAUUGCUGAAACAGGAGGAACAGGAUGCCGUAUACACUGCCUUGCAUCAAGGAUUGACGGAAUCGGACAAGUUCGUCUUUACAAGCUUUCAGCUGGAGGAUUUGGCAACGCUAGAUGGGGACCUUGAGGGUUUCUUUGGAGCUGUAGCCGCCAACUAUUUGCACGGAAUUGUCGAUACCAAUCUCAGGGUAAAGGAAGAGAUUGAACACGAUGGACCAAUUGGAGCAUUGGACAUGGGGGGUAGCUCGACGCAAAUUGUGUUCCUGCCGGGUGAAGGAAAUAUUCUUGACCAACAAGAAGGAACUUGUGAUCCGGAGGACUGCCUAUGGGACGGCGAUGGUAUUGAACACAUCAACGGUGAUGAUUUCUUUACUACCUCCUAUCUGUCAUAUGGAGUUGAUCAGUUUCGACAACGUUUGUGGAACACGCUGAUUGAUGAGAAACAAAGCUAUUGCAACUCGCCGUACACCGCUAUUUAUGACGGAAUUGACCAACUCAAGAAGCUGCUGUGGAGCAGUUUGGUGAGUGAAAGACUAGACGAAGGCCUUGGUUCGUCCGAUAUCUGUGUAUCAAAGGAAGUACAAAAUCCCUGUGCCAACAAGGGAUUUGUAGCCGAAUUUGAAGGAUUCCACUUGGUGGGAACGGGGGAUACUGAGGAAUGCAUUCGGCAUACUCAACGAUUGAUUCCGCAUCCAGCGAAAGCACACGAUAAUCAUGCCCAAAUUGGAAAUCAAGUUGGGGGAGUGAAGCAUCCGCCCGUUCGUGGAAAAUUCUUGGCCAUGUCACUGUACUAUUUUGCGUUGGACAGUCUUCGAGUAUUCUCCAAGGCCAAUGAUGAAGCGCAUCAAGCGUUGAAUCUAUCAUGGCCCAAUCCGAGUAUCGAAGAGUUGCACAAUGCAUUGGACGGACUUUGUUCGAGAGACUGGCACGAAGAUAUGGCCUCGGAGGUUGGAAGCCAUUCCUUCACUCGAGAAGAAGUGCUUCCACAUCGGUGUUUGGAAGCGGUCUACAUGGUCACUCUGUUGAAGGAUGGAUAUGGUUUUCAUCCAGAAUCGAGAGACAUUACCUUUACCUUUGAUGUUGAUGGAUCUGAAGUCGAAUGGACUUUGGGUAUGGCCUUGUCGAUGAAUGCCGCCAAUUCACAAAUUGAGGCACAAAAAGAAGAACAAGCCUCCAUCAACACAACCUUUGAUGACAGGGACACGGAAUCAUCCAUGCAAGCAUUAUCAUCGUCGAAUGCUGCUAUUAUUGUGACAUCGUCGCCAUCGUUGGGCGACGCUUCAUUAUCACCGUCAACGUAUAUGGAGUAA